Molecule: messenger RNA, 1410 nt
Organism: Saccostrea cuccullata (small rock oyster)
Lineage: Eukaryota; Metazoa; Mollusca; Bivalvia; Ostreida; Ostreidae
Exons: 7
Coding region: 160-1356 (398 amino acids)
Source: RefSeq, a predicted model, not a curated record
ACUAAACGUUCCAUAUAUUUUUUUUUUUAAUUUACAAAAAUACAUUAUUUAUAUUAUUCUAAGUAAACGUUGAAACGUAUGAAUAUGACUAUGAAAUAACCCAAGCUUUAAAUUUAAAAAUAACGCGCACGAGAAUUCUCGAGACUGUCAAUUUCCGUCAUGGCGCCAGUGAAAAGAAGACGGAACAAACUCGGGCGGUUCAAAAGUCAGCCGGGAAUACAGCCAAAAGUCAGUGAAAACAAAAAGAAAAAUGUGAUCGAAGAACAUAAUUAUACAUCAGAACAUAUUUGUACAAGUUUCAACGGCUGUGAUGUAUGCUGUCCAGGGCUAAGUAAGUUGAAUGCAGCGAAGAAAAUCAACACGAACAGUUUGAAACUAAAAGGAAGACGUAUUGUGGAAUUUAACAUACUCAUUGAAGGUCUUGCGAACUGUAAGAAAUUUUUUUGUGGUCCUUUAUUUCUUUCCCCUCAAACAGUAAAAGCAGAAAUGAAAGUGGGACUUUCGGGGUAUUUAUAUGUGCAAUGUACCUACUGCGGUAAUGUAAACAGAGUACCCUAUGGGAAAAAACAGAAGAAGGUAAAAGGCAAGAGAGGAAUGCCCAGCUUCUGCGUGAAUACUAAACUCGGUGCAGCAAUGAUUGAUUCAGUUGGUGGUCCACAGAGGAUGAACAAUUUUCUUGCAACACUCAAUCUGCCAACAAUUAAUAAUAAAAACCUUAAAGUUAUGGAACGCAGAGCUGGUGAGAUGAUUGAGAAAUUUGCAGAUGAAAAUAUGAGAAAUGAAAGUCAAAAGGCAUUCAGAGAGGAAAUGGGAGAAGUUGCAGCACAGGAGAUGGAUUCAAAUGCAGAUUUUUAUGAUAAAGAACUUGGUGUCGCAAUAAUUGAAGAUGAAUUUGAAGGAGAUCCAUCACUCAUUGAAAAAUGCAAUAUGGGAGCAUUUGAUUUACUGACUGAGAGUAAUAGUACAUCCCCUCAACUUCCUGCCAAACCAAUGCCAGUAGUGAAAAAAGUUGGUGUUGACAGAACUGCAUCAGCCAAAACAAAAAAGAAAAUUAUAUUCCCCUCAAAGACACGAUCAGGAAUGACAGUAGCAGCUGAUCAUGCUUGGCAAAAGAGAGGUUAUGACAGCUUAACAGGACAUACUUACCUGAUAAGUAAAAGGAACAAAGUAUUAAAGACAGUUAUCAAGCAUCGGUCAUGUGCAACAUGCAAAUGGUGGAAAAGAAAUAGGCCAGGUCAGAGAAUAAGGUCUCACAGAUGUGUUUGGAACCACCGAGGCAGUGCUAAGAUGAUGGAGAGUGAGGCUGGACUACUUGCACUGAAAGAAAUGACCAGUCAAGACUUUCGUCAACAAUGACCUGUCUCCUGGACACUUCUCCGAGUCCUAUGCAGAGAAGAUGGACGCUGACAG